Molecule: messenger RNA, 2179 nt
Organism: Larimichthys crocea (large yellow croaker)
Lineage: Eukaryota; Metazoa; Chordata; Actinopteri; Sciaenidae
Gene: spon2b
Product: spondin 2b, extracellular matrix protein
Exons: 6
Coding region: 378-1394 (338 amino acids)
Biological process (GO): cell adhesion
Cellular component (GO): extracellular matrix
Source: RefSeq, a predicted model, not a curated record
GCUACUUAAAAAGAGUAGGAGAGAGAGGAGGAGGACAGUAAAGGAGGCAGAGCCAAAGUCAAAGGGCAUGAAGGGGGCAGGGAAGUCAUCGAGAAGCAGAGAGAGAGAGAAAAGUCAAACAAGUUUAAGAGGGGAGUGGAGCAAAAAGGGGGAAGGAGGGGGAAGAGAAGAGAGAGAGAGAGGGGUGAACCUCCUGGAAGACAUAAAUAGGCGAAAGAGAAGUUUGAGCCUCGCAGUCACUCUUCCCGACAGCCAUCCAUCGCUCUCCUCUUCCCUUCUCCUCCACCUCCAAGCCCUCCUCUCCACUCAUCUGCUGCAACCCUUCAUCCACCUGGAACCCUGAGCGAAAGCCAACCUCCUUCAGGUCCCUCACUAUCAUGGACACCACAAGGAACAUCCUCUCCGUCUCUGAGGCGCUCUGCCACCUGAUUGUCAUGAUGUUGACACUAGGCCAAGGUGUUCGGUCGAUGCCUGUUCCCACCGACGUCCCAAUGUGCACGGCCUCGGAAACCGCCCAGUACAGGCUAACGUUUACUGGCAAGUGGACCCAGGCAGCUUUCCCGAAGCAGUAUCCGGUCUACCGCCCCCCUGCACAGUGGUCGAACAUUAUCGGGGUGACUCACAGCUCUGAUUACCACAUCUGGCAGCGUAAUGAGUUUGCCAGCAACGGAGUGAGGGAGUUUGCUGAGAAAGGCGAGGCCUGGACGCUUAUGAAGGAAGUCGAGGCGGCCGGCGAACGCAUCCAGAGUGUUUAUGGGAUCCUCUCCGCUCCCGCUGUUGUGGGAGGAACAGGCCAGACAUGCACUGAGUUUGAGGUCUUCGCCAGGCACUCCUAUCUGUCGUUUAUCGUGCGAAUCGUUCCGAGCCCGGACUGGUUCGUGGGUGUGGACAGUUUUGACCUGUGUGACGGCGACCACUGGAAAGAGAACGUGUCGCUGGAGCUUUUCCCGUACGACGCGGGAACCGACAGCGGGUUCACGUUCUCUUCUCCUAACUUCGAGACCAUUCCACAGGACAGGAUCACACAGAUCACUUCUUCCUUUCCAAGCCACCCUGCCAACUCCUUUUUCUACCCCCGCCUGAAGCACUUGCCACCCAUUGCCAAGAUAACGCUCACCAAGGUAAAGAAGACCAAUCAGAUCAUCACCUUGCCAGUGGAGCCCACCCAAUCCAACCAGCUACCAACAGGAAACGAGAUCGAGGACAAGCUCAUAAAUACCCCUCUGGACUGCGAGGUGUCAGUGUGGUCUCCUUGGGGCUUGUGCAAAGGCAAGUGUGGAGACUCGGGCGUGCAGCACCGCACGCGCUACAUCCUGAUGCACCCGGCCAACAACGGGGCUGCGUGCCCCCUGCUGGAGGAAGAGAGGAAAUGCUUCCCGGACAACUGUUUAUGACUAGGCCAGGAAAGGAGGGAGAAGAAAGAGAGGAAGGAGAGGAGAGAGAAGAAAGAGAGGAAAGCGAGGAAAGGGAGGAAGGGACGGAGGCGGAGAAACAACAGCAAAAGGUCUGCGGCUUAUUCACAUGAGGCAUAAUUAAGAUGAACCAUUCUUUUCUACCCUGACCGUGACUGACUGUUAAACCGGGAGAGUCUCAUCCUCAAGUCACACUGAUACAUCUGACAGCUCUGUAAAGGUGUAGUUUGGCAAAAAUAGCUAUUAGACACCAGUUCAGUUUAGGCAGAUUAUCAAAACUGUCUGAGGAUAGAAAGAAAAACACUUACAUUAUAAUUUUGUUUGGUUUGACAUCUCUAAACAUCACAGACAAUCUCUUGCCUGCAGUGGAUUAUAACUCCUAGCAGCAGAUUUCAAAAGAAAUCCAUAUAAAUGAUACUUAAGAUCUAAAAUCCCUAUAACCAAGACAUACUUCAUAAUAUCAGCUUCGGCACAGGGGAAAACAAGACGCCUCAAUAAGUUCCAUUAGCAGAAAAAAACUGAGUCAGACAUAGGAAUUAAUGUACGGCCCUCAUUUAAAACAUAAUGUUUACAUUGUGGUUGUUCUCCUGAAGACAAAGAAUAUAUUUAUUGACAGGAUUUUAACCUGUAGUGUACAGUAUAUCAAAUCUGAAAGUAAGAAUUUGUAUUCCUUUAUGUUAUUGAGAUAUUAGUUCAGUACAGAAAAUGUGUUUUUUUGUAAAAAAUACGAAAAAUGUACAAAAAAAUGUAUGUUGUAUGUAUGGUCA